AAGAUGGCUCAGACAAACCCUCUGCCUGUUCCCAUGGGCCCAUGGAAGAGCGUUCGGAGCAGAGGCCGGGAGAACCGCCAGCCACAGCCCUGCCACCCGCCCGUCCCAGAACGGCUCCGCUCCUCUCUCCGGACGGCAGCGCUGCCCCGGGAACUGAUCUCCGCAGGGAUCACCGUGUACGACCAAGAAAACUUCCAGGGCAAGAGGAUGGAGUUCACCUCGGCCUGCCCGAACAUCAUGGAAUGCGGCUUCGACAACAUCCGCUCCCUGAAGGUGGAAUGCGGCGCCUGGGUCGGUUACGAGCACACCGGCUUCUGCGGGCAGCAGUUCAUCCUGGAGAGGGGAGAGUACCCGCGCUGGGACGCCUGGAGCGGCAGCAACGCCUACCACAUCGAGCGCCUGAUGUCCUUCCGCCCCGUCUGCUCCGCUAAUCACAAGGAAUCCAAGAUCACCAUUUUUGAGAAAGACAACUUCAUCGGCCGCCAGUGGGAGAUUGCUGAUGACUACCCCUCGCUGCAGGCCAUGGGCUGGGCCAACAACGAAGUGGGCUCCAUGAAGAUCCAGUGUGGCGCCUGGGUGUGCUACCAGUAUCCCGGGUACCGUGGCUACCAGUACGUCCUGGAGUUUGACCACCACGGUGGAGACUACAAGCACUGGAGAGAGUGGGGUUCACACGCCCAGACCUCCCAGAUCCAAUCCAUCAGGCGUGUCCAGCAGUAGCUCCUCACUUCCCAGUACAUCUCUGCAAAGGUUUCGAAAGCUCACCGGCUCCCUCUUGGUGCUAAUACUCCCCUCCCGAAAUAACCACCCCCUCUCGUACUGCCACUGCUUAUGGAACAACACUCCCAAAACGGU
Zonotrichia leucophrys gambelii is the source of this 855-nucleotide messenger RNA. RefSeq names its product crystallin beta A1 (gene CRYBA1). Lineage: Eukaryota; Metazoa; Chordata; Aves; Passeriformes; Passerellidae. Bases 4 to 720 code for a protein of 238 amino acids. Gene Ontology annotation, molecular function: structural constituent of eye lens. The transcript is spliced from 6 exons. The record is from RefSeq and is a predicted model, not a curated record. Gene Ontology annotation, biological process: visual perception; lens development in camera-type eye.